Messenger RNA from Alternaria atra, 1548 nucleotides. RefSeq lists its product as uncharacterized. NCBI's taxonomy places the organism in Eukaryota, Fungi, Ascomycota, Dothideomycetes, Pleosporales, Pleosporaceae. Bases 1 to 1548 code for a protein of 515 amino acids. The record is from RefSeq and is a predicted model, not a curated record. The transcript has 2 exons.
AUGGCGUCAAGCUCUACCGAAACGACUCCCUUGGUCUCGUCAAUGUCGAGCUCAAGUCGAGCGAUCCCCCCAAAGCCUCAGCGUACCGUCACGUUCAAUCCAACUGUCACAUCUACUAGUCCGAAACCACCGACGCGAUCGUUAUCGCACCAUGCCUCCUCUUCCGGCCAUGCUGCCACUACCCAGGGCGGACAGCCCAUGCUGUCGACAUUGAACAGUAAGCUGCGGAGAAGGAACAGCUCUGGUGCGCCUGCUAGAAUACCUCCCGCGCCGGCACCCAAGAUCGGUCCUCAAAGAACGACGAGAACUGCCCAGAAACUCAAACUCCUCCCCGAUCCGGCCGCGGAUGAAGCCGAAGACGAGGAGAGUGGACGCGACGUCUAUGUACAAUAUACCAGGAUAAAGGAUCCUACAGCGCGCAGGGACGCUGCUCGACUUGGCAAGGCAGACAGAGAACGAUUACCAAGAGUGACGGCAUAUUGUACGGCCGCGUCAUACAAGCUCGAUGAAAUGAUGCGGUUCUUGAAAGGCAAGCAAAAGAUCAGAGGGGCAGCGCCGAAGCGCUUCGAUGAAUGUAUCUACUCGCCUUACAAUUAUGGUUCGAUGAAAGGCCCAGAAGACGUCAGUAGCACUGCCGUAGUCGCCGGCUUCACGGAAGAGAGACCGAGAAGGUUCUCGGACAGCGCCAUUGAGGUGGAACAUGAGAACGAAAGAAGGAGACAGGACCUUAUCGACUUGCACGAAGAUGGCGAUGCACCAGACAUUGAGAACGAACAAGCUAUUGGCCCCAGACGGCCGUCGGUUACCCACGCGGACUCGGAUCCUCAGAUGGACGCGCCAGAUUUCGACACACGCGUCCAUACUCCAGAAGUUUUCUUGUUCGAGUACGGCACUGUUGUCAUCUGGGGUAUGACGUUACAGGAGGAAAAGAAGUUUUUGAAGGAGAUUGCCAAGUUUGAGGUCGACAAGCUCGGCAAAGACGAGAUCGAGACGGAGGAAUUUAACUUCUACUACACGCGCGAGUAUCAGGCCCGGAUAUACAACGACUUUAUCAGUUUACGCGACAAGAAGAACUACAUGAUCAAGCUAGCAAUCAGUCAUGGCCUUUCGCAGAGUGUCAAGACAUCGCUCUUCGAAGACUUGGUGGACAACACUAUUGACGAAACGAAAGACAUCCCAGCCGAAAUCGCCAGCUCUGGCAAGAUCAACCUGAACAAGAAGCAAAUCAACAUGCAGAUCGGAGAGCUGUUCAUUCUCCGUAUUAGUAUACAUCUGCAGGGAUCGGUGCUCGAUGCGCCAGAGCUCAUGUGGGCUGAGCCGCAGCUAGACCCAGUGUAUCAAGCUGUGAGGAGCUAUCUGGAGAUGGAUCAGAGAGUCAGUCUUUUGACCGAAAGACUCAACGUUAUCGGAGACUUGCUUGCUGUCCUUAAGGACCAGUUGACUGUCACUCACGGCGAAUUGCUCGAGUGGAUCGUCAUCAUUCUGAUUUUUGCUGAAGUUCUUGUGGCUGCCAUCAACAUCUUCGUCGAUUUGCACGCAGCGGACUAA